Suncus etruscus (white-toothed pygmy shrew) is the source of this 2245-nucleotide messenger RNA. It is a transcript of the gene ALKBH8, whose product is annotated as alkB homolog 8, tRNA methyltransferase. The transcript has 11 exons. Gene Ontology annotation, molecular function: 2-oxoglutarate-dependent dioxygenase activity; S-adenosylmethionine-dependent methyltransferase activity; tRNA binding. Gene Ontology annotation, biological process: tRNA wobble uridine modification. The record is from RefSeq and is a predicted model, not a curated record. Gene Ontology annotation, cellular component: nucleus; cytoplasm. Lineage: Eukaryota; Metazoa; Chordata; Mammalia; Eulipotyphla; Soricidae. Bases 67 to 2034 code for a protein of 655 amino acids.
UCGCUUCAGUCCUUAACUGAACUUUUUUUUCAUCUUACGGUUUCCAUUUACCCUUCCAGUGUUGUCAUGGAUUGUGAGCACCAGAGCAAACUUAGCAAAGCUGAGAAGAAGGCUUGGAGGAAGCAGGUCAAAGCCAGACACACUUUACUGAGACAUGAAGGCAUCGAGGCUGUGUCCUAUGCCACUCAGAGCCUGGUAAUUGCCAAUGGUGGUUUGGGUAACAGCGUUGGUAGGAGCCGGCUGCUCCCUGUUUUGGAGGCAUGCGGAGUAGUGGAUGCUCUCCUGAUGCCUCCUAAUAAGCCCUACUCGUUUGUAAGAUACAGAACUACGGACGAAUCCAAGAAAGCCUAUGCUAACCUCAACGGAAAGGAAAUAGAGGAUGACUUGGGACAAAAGAUUGUUCUGUACUUGAAUUUUGUGGAAAAAGCACAGUGGAAGCAAUUGGGACUUCAAACCUUCCCUUCCGGUCUCACAGUAAUAGAAAAUAUUGUUUCUCCUGACGUUGAACAGUUUCUUCUAGAAAGUAUUAACUGGACAGAAGAUGCAGAUAAUCAAAAUUUUCAAAAAUCCUUAAAACAUCGACGAGUAAAGCAUUUUGGUUAUGAAUUUCACUAUGAGAACAACAAUGUGGAUAAAGAUAAACCAUUACCUGGGGGUCUUCCUGACAUUUGUGAUGACAUUUUGGAUUCAUGGUUGAAAGAAGGUUUCAUUAACUAUAAACCAGAUCAGUUAACUGUAAACCAAUAUGAACCUGGACAUGGCAUUCCUGCGCACGUUGACACACAUUCUGCCUUUGAGGAUGAGAUCAUUUCUCUCAGUCUGGGCUCCGAGAUUGUCAUGGAUUUUAAGCAUCCAGAUGGUGCCACAGUGCCAGUUCUGUUGCCUCGUCGGAGUUUGCUGGUGAUGAGGGGCGAAGCUCGGUACCUUUGGGCUCAUGGAAUCACACCCAGAAAAUUUGAUACUGUUCAGGCAUCCCAGGGUCACAAAGGCGGAAUUAUCAUCAGCGACACAGGGGAUCUAACUUUGCACAAGAGGGGAGUGCGCGUGUCAUUCACGUUUCGGAAAGUGAGGAAGACGCCCUGUAACUGCAGUUACCAUUUGGCCUGUGACAGCCAGACAGAGCCUGGCCCCACAUUCCCUGAGAGUGAAGGAGCAGCCUCACAGCUGGAGCAAGAUUACGUCCAUCGAGUGUAUGAAGAGAUCGCCAGACACUUCAGCAGCACAAGACAUUCCCCGUGGCCACACAUUGCGGAGUUCCUGAGGACUCUGCCAGCUGGCUCGAUAGUGGCCGAUAUUGGCUGUGGAAAUGGGAAAUAUCUUGGCAUCAAUAAGGAGUUAUUUAUGGUUGGCUGUGACCGCAGCUCCAGUCUCGUGGACAUUUGUCGAGAGAGGCAGUUCCAGGCCUUCGUUUGUGAUGCCCUGGCAAUACCGAUUCGCAGUGGGUCGUGUGAUGCCUGCAUCUCUAUUGCUGUUAUCCAUCACCUGGCAACCACUGAGCGUCGAGUGGCAGCUCUUCAAGAACUCUUGAGACUCCUGCGGCCCGGGGGGAAGGCCCUCAUUUACGUCUGGGCAAUGGAACAAGAAUAUAACCAGAAGAAGUCCAAGUAUCUUCGAGAACACAGAACUAGCCCAGGAGCAAAGGAGGAGACCAGUGAAUGUGUGUCAGUGCAGGAACUGCCUGUGGGGCAGAUGGCUAAUGUGGGCGAGGGACGGUCAGCACACUCAGACCCCCUCGAUAAUGACCUCCGGCAGGACGGGGGCCUGGCCAGGGACAUUCCUCAUCCGAAACUGCCCGUUCACACCAACAGGACUUCUUUUCAUUCUCAAGACUUGCUGGUUCCCUGGCACCUCAAGGGAAACUCUGCUAAAAACCCUGCCGGGCCACUGGGCUCAGCGGGGCCUGUGCUCCAUCGCUUCUACCAUGUAUUCCGGGAGGGCGAGUUGGAGAAUGUCUGCCGGGCUCUGCAUGGUGCCACUGUUCUGCGGAGCUACUACGAUCAGGGGAAUUGGUGUGUGAUUCUUGAGAAGAUCUGAUUCUUUGAGGCCGGAGAGAGUGCCUAUGGGUUAGUUAGGCACUUGCCUUGUAUGUGGUUGAGCCUGGUUUGAAUCCCCAGCACCCCAUAGGAGCACUGCCAGAGUGAUCCCUAUGUACAUCUGGGUGUGGCUCCCAAGGCCCCUCCCUCCACAAAACAAAACAAUAAAGGUUUGACUGUUGCCAUGAACAUACUAUGCAGCAGGGAACAAA